Chelonia mydas (Green sea turtle) is the source of this 2191-nucleotide messenger RNA. It is a transcript of the gene CCN1, whose product is annotated as cellular communication network factor 1. Gene Ontology annotation, molecular function: protein binding. The coding region runs from base 499 to 1626 and encodes 375 amino acids. Gene Ontology annotation, biological process: signal transduction. The transcript has 5 exons. Gene Ontology annotation, cellular component: extracellular region. Lineage: Eukaryota; Metazoa; Chordata; Testudines; Cheloniidae. The record is from RefSeq and is a predicted model, not a curated record.
AUCGUUUCAAGUGUGGGGAUUGGGGGGGAAGAAGGGUGUAGAACUACUUUAUUGAGACCAAAAAAAAAAAAAAAAAGGUGCAAUUUAGACAGGGAGGAGCUUGGACGCAAACCGCGCCAAGAAACAUUCCUGAGAUGCUUUGGAAUUCUGGAUGCUUUAGCAUUCUGGAACGCUCAACGUCAGUGCAGCUGCAACACGCGGCGGCAUCAGCACUGUAUAUAAGGAGUGGCUCCCUCACUGCCUCCUCAGACUGCAAAGGGACCCCGGAGAAGCGGAGGAUCCAGGCAGCAGCCUGUUAUCUCUCCUGCUCUUCUCAGAAAAGAAGAAAACGUAGCAGCACACGCUUUCACAGCCCUUUAGGAUUUAGACUCCUCUCUCUACAGGCACAAGAAGAGAUCCACUCAGCCUGUAGUCUUGAAAGCCGCAGGGAAAGUUUUAGGCUCCCUCUCUACUCUAGUUUAUUUUAGCUGUACUAGGAAAACAGUUCCUUCGCUAACAAUGAACUACCAAACCACCAAUUAUUUCUUUCUGGCUGUUGCCUUCCUCCACUUAUUCCGGCUGGCGCUUUCCGCCUGCCCAGCCGCCUGCCAGUGCCCUCUGGAGGUGCCCAAAUGUGCCCCGGGAGUCGGUCUGGUUCUGGACGGCUGCGGCUGCUGUAAAGUCUGCGCUAAACAACUCAACGAGGACUGCAGUAAGACCCAGCCUUGUGAUCACACCAAGGGGCUGGAAUGCAAUUUCGGCGCCAGUACCACGGCUCAGAAGGGGAUCUGCAGAGCACAAUCCGAGGGGAGACCAUGUGAAUAUAACUCAAAAAUCUACCAGAAUGGUGAAAGUUUCCAGCCCAACUGUAAACACCAGUGCACAUGCAUAGAUGGAGCUGUGGGCUGCAUCCCGCUCUGCCCACAAGAACUCUCUCUCCCUAACCUGGGCUGUGCCAACCCAAGGCUGGUUAAAGUCCCUGGCCAGUGCUGUGAAGAAUGGGUCUGUGAUGAGACCAAAGAUGCUCCUGAGGAGUUGGAAGGUUUCUUCAACAAAGAAUUUGGUCUGGAUGCUUCAGAAGGUGAAUUAACCAGGAACAAUGAGCUGAUUGCCGUUGUGAAAGGAGGACUGAAAAUGCUACCUGUCUUUGGAUCUGAGCCAUACAGCCGAUCUUUUGAGAGUCUCAAAUGCAUUGUGCAGACAACUUCAUGGUCCCAGUGUUCAAAGACUUGUGGAACUGGUAUCUCUACCAGGAUCACCAAUGAUAAUCCUGAUUGUAGACUAGUCAAAGAGACCAGGAUAUGUGAAGUGCGGCCAUGUGAACAGCCCAGUUAUGGUUCCCUAAAGAAGGGAAAGAAAUGCACCAAGACCAAGAAGUCACAAGCCCCAGUGAAGUUUACUUAUGCUGGAUGUUCCAGUGUGAAGAAAUAUCGCCCCAAAUACUGUGGCUCCUGUGUGGAUGGAAGAUGCUGUACCCCCCAUCAGACCAGGACCGUCAAGAUCAGGUUCCGUUGUGAUGAUGGAGAAACUUUCACUAAGAAUGUAAUGAUGAUCCAGUCUUGCAAAUGCAACUACAACUGUCCACAUGCAAAUGAAGCUUACCCCUAUUACAGACUGUUCAAUGACAUUCACAAAUUUAGGGACUAAAUUGUGAUGGGGGUGGGGAUUUAUCAGAAUUCUGAAGUAACAAGCGAUGGAGAAAAGAACUCUGUGGAAAUGGUGCCAUUUGAGGGCAACAUUGAGAUACUACUACAAGAGCACCCUGUGCAACUGGACACUAAUGCAACAGAGAUUUAAGCAUACUUAAAGCUUCAUAGUAUUGGAGCAACUUUAUUGCUUCUUUUUGGAGCACCUUACCUUAAUCAUGUGCUGUUUUCUGUUUGUAACUGAUCAGAUAAAUGUUUGUUCUGGUUAUGAAAACUUUAAAAACUGUUCAGUUUUAACAUUAUGCUUUUUUUUAUUUUUUUCCAAACAUGCGUUGGAAGAUACAUUCCUUCCUGAGGUGGGCACUUUAGAGAGCUCACUGGUGGCAGCUAUUAUGUACCAACUAUAGUUUAAUUGCAAACAGAAAUCAGUUGUUUUAAAGCUGAGUAUUUUAUUUAUCAAAAUGUAGCUCUCUUUUUUUUGAAACCCCCUUCCCCCCGUAAUACUGGAAUAAGUUGUAAAUGGUUUUAAUUUUAUAUUCAAUGAAUUAAAAGAAUUUAUUUAUGGA